Saccharomyces cerevisiae S288C is the source of this 2424-nucleotide messenger RNA. It is a transcript of the gene PPS1, whose product is annotated as tyrosine/serine/threonine protein phosphatase PPS1. Gene Ontology annotation, molecular function: protein tyrosine phosphatase activity; protein tyrosine/serine/threonine phosphatase activity; catalytic activity, acting on a protein. The record is from RefSeq and is marked reviewed. The transcript has a single exon. Lineage: Eukaryota; Fungi; Ascomycota; Saccharomycetes; Saccharomycetales; Saccharomycetaceae. Gene Ontology annotation, biological process: nuclear DNA replication. Gene Ontology annotation, cellular component: nucleus. The coding region runs from base 1 to 2424 and encodes 807 amino acids.
AUGGUUUUGGAAGUGCCCUCAAUCACACCUGGUGAACUGCAUGAUCUUAUGCGACUACAUCAGGAUGCAGAAUGGCCUGAAUGUAAAAAAAUGUUCCCCUGGGCUCAUGAUAUUUCCUUUGGUCAACCACCCGAUUUUCCUCAUUCUCUUGCAAUAGUCAAAUCGCAAUCAGAUGCUAACAAUUCUGCGCUUUUGCGUAAUUCUCUCGAAGUGAAUGAUAUCUUCCAGUCCUGGAAAGUUCGCACUUCCUUUCAUAGAGAGGGCGAUACCUGUGAAACUGGAAAUGAUUCUAAUGGUUUUCAAUAUCCCAAUAACACAAAGGAACUUUUGAACUUGCUAAAGUUUCAGAUACGACAAUUGGAAUUGCAAGUGGAUGAUGUUGCUUUGGAAAACGCUGCUACUUAUUGUCACAAUCAUAGCAUUUUACCAUUUCUGAAAGUAGAUCCUCGUGGACUAUCAUUAGAACUUAAAAGGUAUUCUAGAAACAAGGUUGGGUCUAAUACCACGCUAAAACGGAGUGGGCAGGACGUCUGGGGAAGGAGAGGUCUAUUCCGAAGGUUCGACCUGCAAUGUGCCAAGAUGAUAGAAAUGGUUGAUAAUAUAGUAAUUUAUUGUUCGCGGACUGGUGGCAGCACUGAUAUGCAAACAGAAUCAGCGCCAGCGUGCUCACACGAGGGAAAUUGCCCCAAUUGUACAACCCUUGCACUACUUUUACAGAUCUGUUUAAUGUUUGUUCAAAAGGGUUAUGUAGGGAGUGGAGGAUCGCUUUACAAGACGAAUCUUUUUAUUUGCACUUAUCAGAAUUUCAAUACAGAUAUACCUCAAACUUUGAUUGGUACACCUUUAUUAGACAACGAAUUUUUCAAGAAUAAUACUCCCUUGAAUUUAUGUUCGUCACCUAGUGAAAUAGUGUGUUUCAAUAACGUUGAUAAGAAUAUGGUUUUGUGCGAGAAGUUAGAGUUGAAUAAGCUGACUUCAGCUACACGAUUGGAGGAAACAGGGUUGAUUUGCGGUAACACCACUGAUUGGCAUAAUUAUCAAAUAAUUAAAAAAAACAAUAUAUCUCUGACCCACCGUUUCGAAGAGAAUACAAGCAUAGUAAAUUUAAAGUCUCUAAAUUAUGAUACGGACAAUCCGACAACCUCCAUUUCUCAACUGUAUAACAUACCGAAUACAAAAGAGGUGUGGAAAUUGAUCAUAAAAUGUACGUCAAACUCGCAAAUGCCGUCGUUAACGAAAAUCCGAACAUAUCUAGAUCUUUUAUUAGACGAUGAUGCGUCAAAAUCACAAGAGCAUUUGCAUUUGACUUUCCCUGCCUCAGGUAGUAUAGGUUUGGGGAACUUAAACAUUCAGUCUGUGGAAAUUCUUUUGAAUGUUUGUUAUUUAAUAUUUCAAGUAUCCCAAGUUCAAGAAUUAUUGACGUUCAUGUAUUGCGAAGACGGAUAUACAGAAACGUCAUUAUUAUUAACAGCUUAUAUUAUAUUCCACUUUAAUAUUCCGUUACAAGACGCUCUUUUGAGGAUCCAUCCAAGACCAUUUUUCCUUUUUCCAUCAGACUUGCAAAUUUUAGGCCAUUUACAACCUGUCCUGCGGGAGUUUAGUCCGCAGAAUGGAAGUAAUCUAAAAUUAUAUGCCAAUGCAUUGAAAUUUAGGGAUAAAAGCUUUCAAUUACACAUUUCUUCAGAGCUUUUUAGUAGCAUAUUUUUUAUGAAGAUUCCUCUUGAGUCUAAUUUCGUUAAUUUGAAGGGCCCACUGCCAUCCCGGAUUCUACGUCACUUGUAUUUGGGAUCCCUGGAUCAUGCACAAAAUCCUGCCUUACUUAAGUCUCUAGGAAUUACGCAUAUAGUUUCUGUCGGUGAAGUUGUUUCAUGGACAUUGAAUAAGGAUAAAAUUGCUCAUCCUGUAAGGCCACAUCGUGCAAUAACUAUGACGAAUACCAAUGAAGUUGCAGGUAAUACUACAUGUAAUAAAAGCAGAAAUAGAGCUGAUACUGUGGUCAGCGAUAAGCAAGAAAAUGGCAGCAACGUAGUAAUAAGUGAAAAUUCUGGAUUUCAAAUUUGCCAGAUCGAAAAUCUAGAUGACAACGGCAAAGAUCCGCUUUUCCACCAAAUAGACAAAGUUUUGGAUUUUAUUAGCAAUUCCGAAGCAACAGGAGGGAAAGUUCUGGUGCAUUGUAUGGUCGGAGUCUCCAGAUCUGCAACAGUUUGUAUAGCUGAAUGUAUGAGAUAUCUCCAGUGUGACCUGGCAAGUGCGUAUUUGUUUGUGAGGGUACGGAGGCUUAAUGUUAUCAUUCAACCAAACUUGUUCUUCGUAUAUGAGCUCUUCAAAUGGUGGAAAAAGCAUUAUAAUCGCGAAAAAGACAAAACUAUGGAUUGGCACAUCAUCUGUAGGGGUAUCGCUGAGGUUAAUAUGAAGUACACAUGA